Molecule: messenger RNA, 1788 nt
Organism: Vicia faba (fava bean)
Lineage: Eukaryota; Viridiplantae; Streptophyta; Magnoliopsida; Fabales; Fabaceae
Source: the annotation of a GenBank genome assembly
AUGGCUUCCAGACCAGGCAUACUUACUGAUUGGCCAUGGACACCUCUUGGCAGAUUCAAGUGGGUGAUUGUAACACCAUUUGUAGCAAACAGCACAUACAAUUUCUUGAUCAACAGUCCAGAAGAAAAAGACCUAAGUAACUUCCUCAUCUUCCCAUAUAUGAUGGUCAGAAUGCUUCAUGACCAAAUUUGGAUCACUCUUUCCCGUCAUCGAACCGCCAAAGGCAAAAGCAGAAUCGUCGAUAAGGGGAUUGAGUUCGAACAAGUCGAUCGAGAAAGCAAUUGGGAUGAUCAAAUAUUAUUCAAUGCAUUGAUAUUUUAUAUUGGUCAAAUGUUGGUACCUGAAUCACAUAAUUUGCCUAUAUGGAGAACUAAUGGUGUGGUUAUGACAAUUCUUCUACAUACUGGACCAGUGGAGUUUCUAUAUUAUUGGUUACAUAGAGCACUUCAUCAUCAUUAUCUUUACUCUAGAUACCAUUCUCAUCAUCAUUCUUCCAUUGUUACAGAACCAAUAACUUCUGUGAUACAUCCAUUUGCAGAGCACAUAGCAUACUUUGUGCUAUUUGCAAUUCCAUUAUACACAACAGCAAUUACAAAAACAGCAUCUAUAGCAUCCUUUGCUGGUUAUCUUGCUUACAUUGAUUUCAUGAAUAAUUUGGGUCACUGUAAUUUUGAGUUCAUUCCAAAGACCAUUUUCACCAUCUUUCCCAUUCUCAAGUAUACCAUGUAUACACCAUCGUUUCACUCACUGCAUCAUACACAAUUUAGAACAAACUAUUCCCUCUUCAUGCCAAUUUAUGAUUACAUUUAUGGAACUGUUGAUAAAGCUUCAGAAACGUUAUAUGAAAAAUCAUUGAACAAAGAAGAAGCAUCUUCACCUCAAUCUUCUGCAUGGUACCUCUAUUUCAUGUGGCCAUUCACUUUUUGGUCUGUUCUUGUCACUUGGUUUUAUGGUCAAACUUUUGUUCUUGAGAGAAACUCUUUCGAAAUGCUCAAUUUGCAAUCAUGGGUUAUUCCAAGAUUUCAUGUACAAUAUCUUUUCAAAUGGCAAAGAGAAACUUUGAAUAAACUUAUAGAAGAAGCAAUACUUCAAGCAGAACUCAGCAAAGUUAAGGUUCUAAGUUUAGGUCUUUCAAAUCAGGGAGACUUGUUGAAUAGAUAUGGUGAACUAUACAUCAAAAGGUAUCCUCAACUUAAGUUAAAGAUUGUUGAUGGAAGUAGCUUGGGUGUGGCUAUUGUUCUUAAUAGCAUUCCAAAAGAAACAAAUCAAGUUUUUCUUUGUGGUAGACUUGACAAGGUUUCAUAUGUCAUUGCCAAUGCUUUAUGUGAAAGGGGCACUAAGGUUACAACAAUGUAUAGAGAUGAUUAUGAGAAUCUUCUCUUAAGACUUUCCCUAGAGUCCAAAAAAAAUUUGGUUUUUCCAGGAUCAAAUUCUGCAAAGAUAUGGCUAGUUGGAGACCAAUGUGAUGAGGUAGAACAAAAAAAGGCACCAAAAGGAGCAUUGUUCAUACCAAUUUCUCAAUUCCCUCCAAAGAAACUCCGAAAAGAUUGCUUCUAUCUUAGCACACCAGCCAUGAUAACUCCUCCUUCUUUAGCCAAUGUCCACUCCUGCGAGAAUUGGCUUCCAAGAAGAGUGAUGAGUGCGUGGCGUAUUGCGGGAAUAUUGCAUGCUUUAGAAGGUUGGGAUGUUCAUGAAUGUGGAGAAGUGAUGUUUAGUAUUGAGAAAGUGUGGCAAGCAAGUCUUCAGCAUGGAUUUAGGCCAUUGAAGAUUAAUAAUCCUCUUGCUUGA